UUAUUGGUGAACUCAUUUCACGCGCCCCUUGGUGGUGACGUCACAGUGAACAUGGCGCUCGGGUCGGUCAGGAGUUGCUUCGCGUCCUUCUCGUUUCUCGGCAGGAGCUUGACGUCGCCGGAGAUUAAAACUGUUUGCUGCUACCACAAAAAAGUGGUGGAUCACUAUGAGAACCCAAGAAAUGUUGGUUCCUUGGAUAAGACGGCCAAGAAUGUGGGGACCGGUUUAGUAGGAGCUCCUGCCUGCGGGGAUGUCAUGAAACUGCAGAUCCAGGUUGACGAGAACGGCAAGAUAGUGGAUGCCAGAUUCAAAACGUUCGGUUGUGGAUCAGCCAUCGCUUCAAGUUCCCUGGCAACAGAAUGGGUUAAAGGCAAAUCGAUUGAUGAAGCGCUGAAAAUCAAGAACACCGAGAUCGCCAAGGAGUUGUGUCUCCCACCGGUGAAGCUUCACUGCUCUAUGCUCGCAGAGGACGCCAUCAAGGCCGCGCUGGCGGACUACAAGCUAAAACAGAAGGAUGAGGAGAAAGUGGCGGAGGCUAGAAAUUAAACCGCACUGUUAAAUCUUUCUCUCUAGUGCAAACAAAUGCUUUGACAUCUUUGCAUAAUUUAAGUCUGGACUGUGCUGCCUAAAAACCAAACAUAUCCUUAUAGUAACAUCAUCCUAAAGUACUAUUGCAGCGUGUGUAGCGCCCCCUGCAGGGGUUUCAGAUUAAUGUCGUGUUUGCAUUGUCAUGAUUGCUCUGGGGUGUAGAGAGGAAGCAUUUACAUUUUUUUUGGAGUGAUGUGUGAAAUGGUGGUGGUUUUCUCUUAAUGUCUUUCUGAAUCACGCACAAAGAUGGAGGCAUUUGGUCUGGAUUGUUUUUUUUUGUUUCUUUGUUUUUUUUUACAGACUAUUGCAAAGAUUAAUCCAUGGAGCAAACCAGCAAGGAUUCACCAAAAAAAAUACAAGCAAGCUAUUUAGUCUUAGUAUGCUUGUUUAGAAAAGCAUUUCACUCCCACUGAUCCUGAAUACAACGUAUUGUCCUCAGGCACUAAAUGAUCAUAACAAAAGAACAUACCCACUUAUUACUAACACAAUGAAUGAGGCCGGAGGCAGUUUUUAAAAAUGUAUAUUUGUUUACAUUAAAUGUCCUGUAAAAAUGGCAGUUAUCAAUACACGCACAACUAAUCAAAAUAAUCAGAUGCUGUAUUCUAUUGUUGAAGCUUAAUAAAAUUGUAUAACUAUAA
Messenger RNA from Hemibagrus wyckioides, 1226 nucleotides. RefSeq names its product iron-sulfur cluster assembly enzyme a (gene iscua). Lineage: Eukaryota; Metazoa; Chordata; Actinopteri; Siluriformes; Bagridae. Gene Ontology annotation, cellular component: cytoplasm; mitochondrial matrix. Gene Ontology annotation, molecular function: ferrous iron binding; 2 iron, 2 sulfur cluster binding. The coding region runs from base 52 to 546 and encodes 164 amino acids. The record is from RefSeq and is a predicted model, not a curated record. Gene Ontology annotation, biological process: iron-sulfur cluster assembly; intracellular iron ion homeostasis. The transcript is spliced from 5 exons.